CGCAGUUGCCAUCGCACAGCAUUAUAUGGGUACAGAUGUACAGUGGAGGGAAAUCGAUCGAUCCGAUUCCGGCCGGCCAUGGCACCUGCUGCUCCGGCGACGGCGGCGGUGCGGCGCGUGAAGCUGGGCUCGCAGGGCCUGGAGGUCUCGGCGCAGGGGCUGGGCUGCAUGGGCAUGUCCGCCUUCCACGGGCCGUCCAAGCCGGAGGCCGACAUGGUGGCGCUCAUCCACCACGCCGUCGCCGCCGGCGUCACCCUCCUCGACACCGCCGACAUCUACGGGCCGCACGCCAACGAGGCCCUCCUCGGCAAGGCGCUACAGGUCGGCAGUGUGCGCGACAAUGUUGCACUGGCCACCAAGUUCGGUAAAUUUCUCGCCGACGGUAAGGUGGGGAUCCGCGGGGACCCGGCGUACGUGCGGGCGGCGUGCGAGGGCAGCCUCCAGCGGCUCGGCGUCGACUGCAUAGACCUUUACUACCAGCACCGCGUCGACAAGAAGGUGCCCAUCGAGGUCACUGUGCGUGCCCCUUCCCUUUCUCAGAUUGAUGAACUCAAAAAACUAGUUGAAGAAGGAAAGGUAAAAUAUAUUGGGUUAUGUGAAGCAUCUGCAUCAACAAUCAGAAGGGCUCAUGCGGUACACCCUAUCAAUGCAGUUCAGCUCGAGUGGUCAUUAUGGUCUAGAGACGUGGAAGAAGAUAUAAUUCCAACUUGCAGGGAACUUGGAAUUGGAAUAGUAGCUUACAGCCCACUUGGUAGAGGGUAGUUCUUUUCUGGUGGAGCUAAACUAGUGGAUUCUCUACCAGACCAUGAUUUUCGCAAGAAUCUGCCUAGAUUCCAACCAGAAAACCUUGAGAAGAAUGCCAAGAUAUUCGAUCGCGUCAAUGCGAUGGCGAUGAGGAAAGGAUGCACGGCUGCGCAGUUCGCACUGGCUUGGAUUCACCACAAGGGGGACGAUGUUUGCCCCAUACCCGGUACCACGAAGAUCGAGAAUUUCGACCAGAAUGUUGGGGCUCUGUCCCUGGAGCUCACUCGGGACGAAAUGGCUGAGCUCGAAUCCUACGCUGCUGCUGCUGAUGUGCACGGUGACUGGUACGCUCAGAUGGCCAACACCUGGAAGGAUUGUGAGACCCCUCCGUUGUCCUCAUGGAAAGAGGAGUAGCUGCUUGGGUCUCUCUUCAAGAAGUAGUGCUCCUGGUUGCACAUGAAUAGCGGAAGAAAAUAUAUAUUCUUGUUUGCUAUGGUUUGCUCUUGCAUGUUUGGUUCAUGAUGUGUAUGUAACUUGACGAUGUGCUGUACGUUGCUGCUGCUUACAAUGCUCUACUUGCAUCUUUGGUUCGUGAUGCACAUGUAACAUUAUGAUAUCCUAUAUAUACGUUGCUGCAGGAAAACUUGUAUGAAAAGAAACAAGCCAUUUAUAUAAGGAAA
Messenger RNA from Oryza sativa Japonica Group (Japanese rice), 1424 nucleotides. Lineage: Eukaryota; Viridiplantae; Streptophyta; Magnoliopsida; Poales; Poaceae. The record is from RefSeq and is a predicted model, not a curated record.